Molecule: messenger RNA, 999 nt
Organism: Colletotrichum spaethianum
Lineage: Eukaryota; Fungi; Ascomycota; Sordariomycetes; Glomerellales; Glomerellaceae
Exons: 1
Coding region: 1-999 (332 amino acids)
Source: RefSeq, a predicted model, not a curated record
AUGUUCUGCGACGAAACACACUGCGAAUACGUUUUUCACGAGACAUCGGCCUUGCCUAUAGAAGAUAACAAGAAUGAUGACGAUGACUACAAUGACUCCAGUCAAGUAGGAAGCCUUGUCGUUACCACCGAUCGAACCCUUAACUCUUCAGCAGUGUGUCGUAGCUGGUACGUGACAAGCGGUGGGAACGGAACCGAAGACAGAAUCAGUAUCGAAACCAAGGGGGAUGGGACUGUGGAGGAGGUCUUCAUACCUAUUCGAGGUGGCGUCAACCAGACCACCUUCAUGACCAACACCUCGGAAAGCUGUGGGGCUGGUUGCAGAACUGUCGCCGCUUUCGAAGCUGCAGAGGAUAAGCCGUGGUAUUACCGUUGUAACGUUACCGUUGGCCGCGUCGGAAACGCCACCAGGCCGGAGCACGAGGUCUCCGAAAGUCUUAGAUCUAUGGCCGCCGCUGCCAUUUCACUACAGGGCAUCGGAGUCUCGUCUUUGGAAGUAGACGACAUGCAGUACCAGGUAUACCCGUCUGAGUCUGCCUUUGGUCUGCCAAAAAUGGGAUCCAAUGAUUUGAUGGCGUUGAAUAUGGCACGAUUCGCUAUAGGAACGAUAGCUAUGUGUGCACAAGGCAACGAACCCUUGGUGGUCGAUGGUUUCGCCGCCAUAAAGGGUUCUCACUUGGUCAUUGACCACUGGGACUAUGCUAACUUGAUUUUGGUUUCGGUUACGUUGGCACAGCUUGUGUUGGGGGUUGCGACUGCAAUCUUCGCCGGGCGGGUUGUGGUACCGGAGGGGGGACCUAUCGCUAUGGCACGAGUGUUGUCGCCCGUCGCCAACAAACUACAAAACAGUGGGAAGGGUGAUUUAUUGCUUGCAGCGGAGGGACAGGGCAGUCUUUGGAUCUACAAGGCUGUGAAGUCAGCAGAAGAGGGCAUUUAUGAUCUGUUUAUGGAGGAGAUGAUUCACCCGGAAAGCAAAAGAGAGGGUGUUGACAUGUCUUAG